AUGCCGAAGACACCAAAAACGCCAACACCGACCGUGUCGCCGAAGACCCCUUACCAAAGGCCUAGAAUUUCAAGAGGGGAUUCUCUAUUGGAUACUUCGAAACUCCCGCCCAUCGGGACUCGUCUAAGCCAGGGGCUGCCACCAGGAUGGGGCAAGAGAUACAAACGAAACAUCGUGACCCUUGUAACGAAGUACGACCAGGAGGCCAACCUCAACGUAACACCCGAAAAACUCGUAGUGAGGCGUGCCCUCGUGGCAUUAAGCCACCAAGAUGCGUACAAGUGGUCUGUUAACAACCCCCCAACGGAGGAUCUGAAAUAUUUCUGGACGGACGAGGACUCGGGCCGUAUUUUGGAAGGCGUUGUUUUCAAAAACGUGCAUGAGGAGUACCAAGCCCUGCUGGAGAAGGUGCAUCAAGAGAGGAGUAGGAUUGCCGAGGACGUGGAUGCUACGAUCAGCCCCUCCCGCACACUCGCCCUGCUCGAGAAGAAGUUCCGGAAGAUAACACAUGAUAGUCAGUAG
Messenger RNA from Podospora pseudocomata, 522 nucleotides. RefSeq lists its product as uncharacterized. The record is from RefSeq and is a predicted model, not a curated record. Bases 1 to 522 code for a protein of 173 amino acids. The transcript is spliced from 2 exons. NCBI's taxonomy places the organism in Eukaryota, Fungi, Ascomycota, Sordariomycetes, Sordariales, Podosporaceae.